This is a messenger RNA of Megachile rotundata (alfalfa leafcutting bee), 707 nucleotides long. Its product is annotated as dynein axonemal light chain 4. The record is from RefSeq and is a predicted model, not a curated record. Gene Ontology annotation, biological process: microtubule-based process. Lineage: Eukaryota; Metazoa; Arthropoda; Insecta; Hymenoptera; Megachilidae. Gene Ontology annotation, cellular component: dynein complex.
UAAUGAUAUCGAAAUACUAUCUAUGAUUAACUUUGUUCUGAAUAAUAUAUACAAUUAGUUUAUGAGAAAGUAUACAUAUAGGAACAAAAAUAUUUAAAAGAUCUGACAAGAUCUAUUUGAGUGAUAUUGAUGAUACAAAGUAAAUACAGCAAUAAUUCUAUAUUUUUUAUAAAUGUGAACAUAUAUUAGCAAAUUUUUAUUUAAUCGCUACAGGUGGCAAUACACAUAUUCAGAUAUUUUGGUUCAGGGGGGUAAGCGUGCGCCUGCAAGAUGGCAAUUCUUCCUUCUGCCAAACACGAACAGUGGUAUUUGAUACGAUUUUUAUGAAAUAUUAGUUUUAAGAAUGACUGAAGUGAAAAAAGAUGAUGUUGUUAAAAUUUUACACACUUAUCCUCUAUGCAGAAAAUGCGAUAUGUCUGACGAAAUGAAACAAGAAGCAAUGGAACUGUGUGUUACUGCUGCAGAAAAAUAUGCCGAUAAUUAUGAAAGUGUUUCUCGAAUGAUUAAAGAGACCAUGGAUAAAAGAUUCGGCGCAUCUUGGCAUACAGUCGUCGGCGAGGGAUACGGAUUUGAAAUAACUUAUCAGCUAAAACAUCUUCUAUAUAUGUACUGUGCUGGAAACCUAGCGAUAUGUAUAUGGAAAUCGGCUUAGUAAAAUUGACAAAAAUUAAAACAAGACGAAAACGCGAACAGAUGUACAAAUCAUA